CAGCGGGCUGCGCAGGCGUCGAGAGGACUGGAGAGGACUGGAGAGGACAAAUCUCGGUACGCCUGCGUGCUCUUCGGACUUGGAGGGGCGUAGAAAGGAGGCCAUAUUGUACAGUUAAAUUGAAAGGAAGAAAAUAAUUUGUCCCAUCCACCUACGCGGGCCGUCGCUCUAUUCCGGCAGUUUUCCGAGGCAUCGCCAAGUGCAUCGGAACCCCGAGGAUCGUACGCUGCUGAGGAUCGAUCGGGCGUCGACUGUGGUCUCCUACGGCUUGUAAAUAAAUACAAGCCCGUGCACUCCCUCCGGGUCAGGGCCACCCUCUAUCCCAUCGACAGAGGAGUUCUUGCUGCCGUCGAAGAUGGGCACUCGGGACGACGAGUACGACUAUUUGUUUAAAGUGGUUCUCAUUGGAGACUCUGGAGUAGGAAAGAGUAACCUGUUGUCCCGAUUCACACGGAAUGAAUUCAACUUAGAGUCAAAAUCCACCAUAGGUGUAGAGUUUGCAACACGCAGUAUACAAGUAGAUGGAAAGACCAUCAAGGCCCAAAUAUGGGAUACUGCUGGACAAGAGCGCUAUCGUGCAAUCACUUCAGCAUAUUAUCGAGGUGCCGUUGGCGCUUUAUUGGUAUAUGAUAUAGCAAAGCACUUGACAUAUGAGAACGUAGAAAGAUGGCUGCGGGAAUUACGAGACCACGCCGAUCAGAACAUAGUAAUCAUGCUUGUGGGUAAUAAGUCGGACUUGAGGCAUCUGCGAGCUGUACCAACGGACGAGGCCAAAGUCUUUGCCGAAAAGAACGGUCUUUCGUUUAUUGAAACGUCUGCUCUGGAUUCGACCAAUGUGGAGACAGCUUUUCAGAAUAUAUUAACGGAAAUCUACAGAAUCGUUUCACAGAAACAAAUACGAGAUCCACCCGAAGGAGACACAAUUCGACCUCAGAACGUAGAACCUAUCGACGUCAAACCGACAAUGAGCUCCGAAGGAAUUCGUAAGCAAUGCUGCCAGUGACUCGUCUCGCUGCUUCAAAUAAGCGGUAAUACAGAGGGAAGGAGGAAAGAAGCGAUGACUGGCGGUACAUAUAGCAGGUGCACAUUAGCACGAGAGACAAGACUAUGUGUAUGGGCCAGUAAACUCGUAUGCUAGAAGAGUCGUUAGCCUGACCAAAGGCUCAGGGGGAACGUCGCAGACUAUCCAUUUAACACGUACCACAUGCAAAAGUGCGCACUUAACGCAUUCGUGCAACAAAAAUCCGAAACGAGAGGGGAAACAGAUCUAGUGAGUCAAAAAUUGUGAAAGAACAAGGGAAAGAGGCGUAGAUCGCGCUUCAAAAUGUGCAUAUUGCGGUAUACGGUAAGAAAAACGAUACACGCUGUGGUCCACGCACCAUUCUGCCCUCUAUUUAAAUUUGUCUUAUUUACCAUAUAUAUAAAGUCGAUAUAUAUAUAUAAUUAUGUUACGAUAAAUGAAUGUUGUAUUAUCGCUUCCUUGUAAUAUACACACACACACAAUUCUUCUCUACGCAUAGUGUGGCCGUGAGUAUAUAAGCAAAUUUAUCAAACGAUAACACGUCUCUCUUACACGGUACGAGAAAAGACUACGCGAGCUUACAUUGUAAUGUACGUUGAGGGGAAAUGUGACAGGGCAGCGUUGGGAAAUGGUGGAGAGAAAAACUUGAAGAGAGCCUGCAUAAGAUGAAAGACGAAAAACGCCAUUGCUCACCAUGAACUAUCUCGCGACAUUCACACACGUAGUUUUGACAACCACUCCGUAACUACGCGCUAGGCACUAAGUCCACACACGCUUUUUCAAUUGCAUUAAUUUUUACUGAAAGAAAAAGAGUGAGAGAGAAAGCGAGAGCGAAAGCGAAAGAUUCAGAAAAAGGGAUAGAGCAUGUGAGCUAGCUCUCUCUGUGUGUGUAUGUAUGUGUGUGGUCGCGUGCGCCUACUGGUAUACGAGAGAAGGAGUGAGAGUGAGAAAGAAAGGCUCGUUAAGCGCAGCAGUGUAAGGAUCACAACCAUAGUAACAUUUAUAAGGUGUAAUAAGAGCCGCCCGGGAAAGUGUUAUUUUGAGUACCUUUUCAAGUUGUGAAUUACGUUAUCGAAGGCGGGUGUUGACACCGUUGAAUGUUUCACGAGCUCGUUGAAAGCCACGACCCUCUGUCGUAUCGUUAAUUAAGCUAAGAGCGAAGCAAAGCAUUGUAAAUUCAGAUCUGUCUACGCUUUUUGCGCACUACACACGAGAGAUUAAUGAAAAUACAAGUAUCUAUCUUAUGGAUAUGCUUUAGAAGAAUCACUGGGAUGAAACAUUAAACACGUCGUUAGAAAAAUA
Molecule: messenger RNA, 2323 nt
Organism: Orussus abietinus
Lineage: Eukaryota; Metazoa; Arthropoda; Insecta; Hymenoptera; Orussidae
Gene: Rab11
Product: ras-related protein Rab-11A
Exons: 5
Coding region: 356-1003 (215 amino acids)
Biological process (GO): exocytosis
Cellular component (GO): recycling endosome
Molecular function (GO): GTPase activity; GTP binding
Source: RefSeq, a predicted model, not a curated record